This is a messenger RNA of Onychostoma macrolepis, 1447 nucleotides long. Its product is annotated as L-selectin-like. Lineage: Eukaryota; Metazoa; Chordata; Actinopteri; Cypriniformes; Cyprinidae. Bases 5 to 559 code for a protein of 184 amino acids. The transcript is spliced from 4 exons. The record is from RefSeq and is a predicted model, not a curated record.
AGUGAUGGAACAAAUUUGGCUUCGACUCUUUUCUAUUUCAGGACUGCUGUCAUUAACUCUGUGUCAACCACAAGAGUAUAUUCUGAUCCAGCAGUUAAUGACGUGGGAAAAUGCACAGAAAUACUGCAGGACGCACCAUAAUGAUCUGGCCACCGUUCAGAGUAAUGAAGACUGGACGCGUCUGAAAGAAGCUGCAGAUGAAAAACAGUUCUCUUCAUACGCCUGGAUCGGUCUGUUCAACGACAUCAACGGCUGGCGCUGGUCUUACAACGAGGAGAGUCUGGUGUUCAAGAACUGGGCUUUUGACCAACCAGAUAACUUCUUUGAACGAGAAGAGUGUGUCAGCAUGUAUUUGGAAGGAAAAUGGUCUGAUUACUACUGCACCGCUGAAUUGAAUUUCGUGUGUUACGACGAGAAUGCAAGCGGAACAUCUAAACUGGUGUUAAUCAAGACCCUGAAGGCAUGGCCUGCUGCUCAGAAGUACUGCAGAGAUCAUUACACAGACCUGGCUAUCAUUAGGAGUACAGAUGACAAUGACCAGAUAAUCAAGCUACUGUAACAAUGGCUCCCACCGCUCAAAUACAACGGUAUGCACAAAUCUAUUUAAAUGUUGUCUUUGUCAUGACAAAGUAUAUAUUUUAUCAUUAAUUUUUUUUGUUUCUAUAUUAAUGAUUUCAUAUUUGAAACAUACAUUUCUCAACAUUAUUAAAACUUACUAAUAUGUUCAAUCCAGAGCCACUUGACCAUUGACUGCAGUCCUGAGAGCUAAAUAUUGUUUGAUAGCAUAUGUGUAGGCGUUUCCUCCGUCUCACCCCAAAUUCACAUCGAAACUCCAUCUUUGCCGCCCAGUUUUGGGAACAGUUUUUCCAUCAGAGCACAGUGAUGCCUUAAAAUACUCUCUACGUAAUACUAGGCAUACUAGGUUUUGAUUCAGAGCCACAGAGAGAUGGACGGGAUGUGAUUGUCCACUGAACCAUUGAAGCAUUGAGCUUCAGUGAGCAUUAAAGAUGACAUUUGAUGUUUAAUAAGCUUUAAUGAUUUUAGUUCAAUGAGAGAGAAAAAGAGAGAGAGAUACGCAAUUGAGAUUAAUUCACACACAAUACACUUUAGCAGCUAUGCAGGAACACUGCAAUCACAAAUUACAACACACUUUAUCUACACUGUUUAAAAAACAUUGAAAUAUACAGUAAAAAGCAGCAGCUCUGAUUUAAUAACUGUAAAAAAUACGGUAGCAACAAUCAGUUUUCCUCUGCAGUCACCAUAAUUUUGCAGUUUGUUGGAGCCAUGUGGUGUGCGUGUGUGUUUACAUUCUUUGUACAUAUUUUUAUACCAUAUAUUAUAUUUUACUAUAAUAUAACUUAAUCAUAUUUUAAUAUGAUAUUUAGGACAUGUUUGUUGGUUAAUCAAAUUUACUGUGUUGAAUAAAAUUCCUGAAUGGAAAGUUGAA